AUGGCCGAGGUUGUGGGUGACAGUGUGGGCGAGUCUGCUGGUGAGUCGCAGCAGUCUCUUGUGCCUCUGCAAUCCGCACAGGAGCUUGUAAUGGAGAAGAUGCGGCAGCACUCCUUGGCUUCUGCUCAUGCUGCUGCUACUAUGAACAAUGGCGGGGGAGGCGUGGACGUGGAGGGGUUUUUUGGCGGGCAGUCUGGGAGUGGGGGCGUAGAGUUGGCAUUAUUAGAACCGAGCGAGGACUUGGGUAGCACGAGGCGAUGUCAUGACAAGGCAAUCCCAAUUAGUUGUGGUUAUGGCGAGAGCAGCACCAGGAGUGGCUGUAGGAGUGAGCGCAAGUGUGGAAGCGACGAGGGGGGUGAUGAGGGAGGGAGAGUGGGGGACGUGGGCUCUUGUGCUCGUGCUCUGCCGUGUGGACCCAGGCAGAAUGCACUCAAGGCGCUGAAAAGCAGGCCAGGGGCGGUUAAGGGUGUGGAGUGUGGUUGGGAGGAGAAAGGCGAGGCAUACGGGACGGAGGCAGGGGGUUCUGACACCCUUCAAUGCUGUUUACAAGGAGGGAAUUCUGGGGUGGCUGGGACCUCUGGGGUUGCUGAUGCUCCUAGUUUGGGUGCGAAGUGUGGAGUGGAUGGGGCUGCUGGUUUGGACGGGUUAUUUGCUCUGAGUGCUGCUGUUGAGGUGGCGCUAUGGGACUCGGACGAUGCGAUACCUGCCAGUCAUGCCAUGCACGGGCAUGCGAAUCAAGUGACACUGGCAUGUGCACACACACAUGCACAUACUCACCCAGACGCAUGUGCACCUGCACCUGCUCAUGCGCUUGAGUGGGCGCAAGAGGAAGAGGCAGCAGAUGCAGCGGCACAGGGGCAUGGGGGGGCGCGUGCACAUGAGCCUUGUAUCGGACCCUUGGAGGUUGAAGGCAGGGGCGGAGGUGCGCUUGUGCAUGGAUUGCUUGCAUGCGGGCUCGCUGCUGGGAUGACGGAUGGGUCUCCAGACCAGCAGACUGAAUGCAACCGUGCCCAUGGCCUGGGGAAUGCAUGGGAAGCGGGGGAUGCGAGGCAAGCUGGGGUAGGGGGGGAAGAACGUGAAGGAAACGGGUGUGUGGUUAGCUCGAGCAAUAAGGAACUAGAAAAGGGGGAAUCCGGUGAGGAGGGGUGUGUAGCAGUGGCGGUCCUAGAAAGCGAGGGGUUGGGAGGCAUAAGAGGAGGGGAUGAAGGGGAGGCUGUGGGGUCGAGAAUGCGAGUGUGGGAGGGCAAGGCUAGGGACUGCCGAGUGCAGGUGCGAGUGGGGUUCUUUCCAGAGUCACGGGUUGGGCCUUGCGCGGGGAGGUCUGCAGGGGAGAGUGGGGUCGAGGCUGUAGGAGUGGCUGAGAUGAGGGUUGGAGGUGAGGAGCUGGCGUUUGGUGAAACAGCAGGAGCAGCAGCGGGAGAGGGCGAUGUUGCGGGCAAGUUUGGUAGUGAUGAUGGUGGUGCAGGUGGGAGUGAUGGCAUGUGGAGUGCACGCACCCAUGUGCUCAUGGCGUGGGGAAAGCAGAAGGGGCGAUCAAGCGGGCACGCAUCGAAAGAGGUCAACAGGGAGGCAGGAGGAGAUGGGCUGAUGAUGCAAGUGGUGGUGGAAGGGAGUAGAGAGGAAGGCGUGUGGGUGCCUUGCAGGGUCGAAGGAGGGACGGGUGCUGCUGCUGUGACGGAGCUGGGAGGAGCAAGGCCAGAGGAGGUGCACACGCUACAGAGCCUCAAAGAUUUUGUUAGAGAUGCCCCUGCGGCAGGAGAAGCAGCGGCAGCAGGAGGAGGAGGAGGAGGAGGAGGAGGAGGAGGCGGAGCAAUAGGAGAAGGAACAGCAGCAGGAGGAGCAGCAGGAGGAGAAGGGGUGAUUGAGCUCGAGCGGAAGAAACGAAGCAGUGGAGUGGUAGUGCCAGCUAUCCUGGGUGCUACCCAUGUGCAUGCUGAAGCACAGCUGGGGAUGCAGGAAGAGUGCAUACGUGCAGCAGAGGGGUCUGCUGCCCGCACCAGGCCCUUCCUCCCAUCGCAACGGAAAGCAGUAGGUCAAAGGAAAGUGGUGGCGGGGUUUGGAAUAGGAACGAGUGGGUUCAUGGAGGGCUUGGGUAGGAGGCGCAGUGGGGGAAGCUUCGGUGGGGGAGGGCGUGGGGGAAAGAUGGGGGGAGGAGAGUGUGGGGACGGUGAGAGUGGUGGUGCUGAAAUGGAAGAGGGCAGAGUAGGGAAUGGAGAGCGCUGUUGCAUGGGAAAGGGUGUCGGGGGACAGCGAGGGGUACACGAGGGUAAAGGGAAGGAGGUUGAGAAGCAGUGA
Messenger RNA from Closterium sp. Naga37s-1, 2295 nucleotides. The record is from the annotation of a GenBank genome assembly. NCBI's taxonomy places the organism in Eukaryota, Viridiplantae, Streptophyta, Zygnematophyceae, Desmidiales, Closteriaceae.